Messenger RNA from Hylaeus anthracinus, 3923 nucleotides. It is a transcript of the gene Sesn, whose product is annotated as sestrin-1. Gene Ontology annotation, biological process: regulation of response to reactive oxygen species; cellular response to L-leucine; negative regulation of TORC1 signaling. Gene Ontology annotation, cellular component: nucleus. The transcript has 13 exons. The coding region runs from base 795 to 3641 and encodes 948 amino acids. Gene Ontology annotation, molecular function: L-leucine binding; oxidoreductase activity, acting on peroxide as acceptor. The record is from RefSeq and is a predicted model, not a curated record. NCBI's taxonomy places the organism in Eukaryota, Metazoa, Arthropoda, Insecta, Hymenoptera, Colletidae.
AGCGGUAUGUGCACCGCAACGUUUCUGCUGCAAAUAAGUGUUUUGUAAUUCAACGAAACGACGGUUGAAACUCGUCGUGGAGUAUUCUGUUGUUUCGAAAACCGAAACGGUUUACAGGAGAAUAAUUCGGUCGUGUAAAAGUCGAGAGAGUGGACGAAACGGUGGGUGUGCACGCAAGAGGGAACGGCUUGCCGGCUCGGCCAGUCUACUGGAAGAUUCCAUUGUGAGUGGGCUUUCAAAAAGUUUUAUCUCCGAAAAGCCAGUGUUUUCGCGCGUUUCGUCGUUCGCCCGUGGAUGAAACCUAUACGCCAAGUCGUCCAAUGGAUUAAGUCGACGUCGACGAUCCACGCGGAACCGAGGACAGCCCACCUCAAUUGCAACAGAAUUCCGCAGACUCUUCGACAGGGAAGUCGCGUAACGAUGUAAAGAAUAAUGUAACGUGUUGCCGUUGAGAUAACAGCAACAUUCGCGCCUCGAGACGAAACAGAAGAGACAGCAGAACGAGCAGAACGACGGGACAGGGAAUCAACCGAAAGACAGAAGGAGAUCGAUCGUUUUCUUUAAAAGCUCCUUCGACGAGGAAGAUUCUGACACUGGUCCUCGACGUACCUUAAGGACUACGUUAUUAAAUUAUAUUAAAUUAAAUACACAAUUUUCCAAAUCGGCUUCGAAAUAUCUCGUCGAAUUGAAGCCUGUGUAUUGUUUGUACGCGUUCGCGCGCAGGUCGCGAAUUUUCAAAGAUAUUAUAGAGGUGUAGAGAAAGAGGAGAAAUAUCGAGGAGAAGAUAAGACGAGAUGUACAGAGAUUCGAACAGUUCCUCGGCUAGCGGCACCUCCACAAAGGGCGACGAGGUCGAGAUCGUUAGCAGAUUUUUAGCGCCUUUAUGCGCGAGGGAUGAAACCGCCAGAAACAUCGCCCUGGCUGCGGCCAGGAACACCGUCGAGGGAUGGUUGGGGGGCGUUGGAAGCCCCAAUCACUGGGACGACACUGGUGAGAUGGAGGACGCUGAGGACCUCGGGGGGACGUUCAAGAGCCAAGAUGGAAGAUACGACAUGAGCGUGGAGCGCUCGCCGACGAAGUCGGCGCCGAAGAACGUGCAACAACUUCCGCAUCAGCAGCAGCUACUCCAGGACACGUUCAGGACGGAAGGUUUCUUCCCCCAGAGCGUCACGGAGAACCCUCCUUUUCUGGAGGACAGCAGUCUAGAGUGCAUAGAAAGAUAUCCGUCGGGCUCCUUCGAUUGCGUGGAUGGACGCUUGGGGAACGAGACUGGUUAUGGCACCCCAAACGAGAGGAGACGAUACGACGUGGGGAGCUACAGAUCGGGUCACUCGACGUCGUCAGAUGAGGGAAAGGGCUUCAAGAUCGAACAGGACCGAUGCCUGAGGUUCAAGGAAGGUUCAGAGACCCGUUUCGGGUCUAGCAGCGAGAGCGAGAGGAAGUACAUCGGGUCGUCGUCGAAUGAGAGAUUGAACGAAGUGACUUUGGAGGAUCGACCAAAGGCGAAGAAUUACGUGAAGGUGAAGGGGGCGAAGCAGAAGCAGUUGGAGGAUGACGAUCUGGACUCUGACACGAGGAUCUACGGAAAGAGUCCCAAGUUCGACGAUAAUCUGGCAGCUAACUUCGAUCGCAGAAAUUUGAAUUAUCGUCCCACAGGGGACGUUUUAUCGCGGGAUCGAAGGUGUUAUGAUAGCGGAGAUGACGUUUCCUUCGACGAGACAGAGAUCGCCAUCAGGAACCGCGACGGAGUGGUGUUCAACACGCUGGAUGGCUUUGAAAAUGAGAACGCGAACGAAAUCUAUCACAGACAACUCGACGACAAUCGGUCCGAAGACAUGAAGUUGCAGAAUUUUGAGAUCUUCGCUCGCGAAGAUGAUCACCUGGAGGAUCGUCAGCGCUGUGGACGGCCCGACCAGCCUCAGGAUUAUCUGCGCAAGAACGACGAGAGGAAGUUCAGCGCUGGUCAGAUCAAGAGGCCGCUCUCGCAGGACGAGGAUGUCUCUUUCAAGAGCGGUAGAGUGCUGGAGAGCCCUGACGUGACACCUGGGGACGUUGGCAGGAUGCUGAAUCUGGGAAACGCGCUGGACGGGCCUAGGCAGGCGCAGGCCAACAAGUACCUGAGCCUGGUGACGUUGCAUCUACCGGUGAUACUGAGGCUCAGCGUGAACUGUCCAUUUCAGAACGUAAGGAUCAAGUGUGCGGAGAUCCUGGAGAUGGUCAAGGACAGGGGACUGCCAGUGCCAGUGCCAGCUUUCGAUGGACCCAGUGCCUUCGUCCCUACGUUCGAGUUGCCGGAUCUGAACAAUCUCGAUGAAAAGACGCAUAUCCUGUUGAUGGAUGCGUUCCUCCAGAACAACAGGCUGGAUCAUGUCUCGAGGGUGAUGGCCUCGCAUCCCUCGUACUUGGAACACUUCCUCCGUACCCAACAUUUCAUCCUCAGGGGCGACGGACCGCUUCCAUACGACUACAGGCAUCUCAUUGCCAUUAUGGCCGCAGGUAGACACCAGUGCAGCUAUCUAAUAAACCUGCAGAAGGGAGAGUUCAUCCUCCAGGGUGGCGAUCCGUCGUGGCUGCGGGGUUUGAAAUCGAUUCCAGGAAAACUGCAAGAUCUCUAUGAGAUUAACAAGAUUCUAGCCCAUAGGCCAUGGUUGCUGAACAAAACGCACAUAGAGAAACUGACCAAAGGCGCGGACAGUUGGUCCUUAGCCGAGGUCGUUCACGCGAUAGUCCUUUUGGCCCACUUCCACUCCCUCUCGUCUUUCGUCUUCUCCUGCGGUAUCAACGAGGAGCUGGACAACGUAGCUGGCCACCAUUACAAACAGAAUCUUCAAGAGAAUAGCAAUAACGUACCAACUGCCAAAGACAAGCUUUCCAGUAGUCCCAAGAAGAUUCUCAACGGCGAUGGCAAGACUGAAAGCAUGUCGUCGCCGCCAUCCUCGCCCAGCAUAGUAGGCGAUCAGGAGGUGGGCGUCGAGGCACUGAUGGAGCGCAUGAAGCGCCUGUCGGAGAAGUCUGAAUCCUACCAAAUCACCCAGGAAGAGCUGUCGAAGAGAUUCGAGACCGUCGAGACGCAGUCCGCGGAGCUUGCAGCAGCGCCUCAGAGGAGUAGUUCUGUCCUCGACUCCGACAUAGGACACUUCAUCGAGGAUCCUACCUUCAUCUACCAGGACUUCGCCAAGCGGGGUCAGCUGAACGACAUACCGACCUUUCGAGUGCAGGACUACUCGUGGGACGAUCACGGCUACUCGCUGGUGAACCGUUUGUACAACGACGUCGGGAACCUCCUCGACGACAAGUUCAAGACAGCCUACAAUCUGACGUACUUCACGAUGGGCACGCACAGCAGGGUGGAUACGUCGCGUUUCAGGCGGGCCAUCUGGAACUACAUUCAGUGCAUGUUCGGUAUCAGGCACGACGAUUACGAUUACAACGAGGUGAAUCAGCUCCUCGAACGAAGCCUGAAGACUUUCAUCAAAAGCGCCGUGUGCUAUCCAGAACGCGUCACCAAGAGAGAUUACGAUCGCGUCAUGAGAGAAUUCAAGCAUAGCGAAAAGGUCCACGUGAACCUGAUGAUUUUGGAGGCACGAAUGCAAGCGGAGUUGUUGUACGCGCUCCGCGCGGUGAUGCGAUACAUGACCUAAGCGAGGACCGCGCCGCUCCCUUCGUCUACUUGCUGUCUGUCAGUCAGUUUGUCGUUGGUUUUUUUUUUAAUCGUAUAACUCGCGCCACGGAUUCGCGAGGCGUCUUCGCGGACUCUGCACACGGCACGGAAGGAACGAGCGAACGAGACACCGAUUCUCACACCCAAGUAUAUAAAUUAUAUAUUCUCACACGACCACACGCAACACCCACACCAUACAACACAGGACAGAAACAAAAAGCUCACGUUACCACACGUACCAAGCGCGUCAACCGAGGAUGAA